CCCUGCAGACUUAUCUCGAUAAGAACGUCCUGAGUGACCCUUGUUAUUUGCCUCCAGCGGACUAAUAAUACAAUUAUUCCCGCAAUUGCUAUUAAUAUGCCGUCAUUACUUAUUGAUAAAAUACGCUUUCUGCCAUUGGCUCUAUCAUUUCGAAUACUACAAAUUCGGAGUCUAUCCAAAAGACAUCACCUGACUAUUGCUCUUAAAGUUACCAGAAAGGCUUCUUUGAGAAAAUGGACAUCGUGGCUAAUUACCACCCGGUGUUCAAAGCGUUCCUCGCCGGUUCCUUCUCGGGAACGUUCAGUACAAUACUGUUCCAACCGUUGGACUUGGUGAAGACGAGGUUGCAGAACCCCGGCCAGCAUGUUGUUGCGGCGACAGUCAACAGCAGAAUUCAACCCGGCAUGAUAACAAUAUUCGUGAACAUUGUACGCCAAGAGCAGAUCAUCGGUCUAUGGCGUGGAAUGGUCCCGUCCAUAGCCCGCUGCGUUCCCGGCGUCGGCUUAUACUUCUCAUCCCUCCACUGGCUGAAGACUAAGCUGGGGAAGACCAGACAGGACUUGGGAGCUAUGGAAGCGGUCGCGCUGGGGGUCAUAGCGAGGACCAUGAGCGGUGUUGCGUUGAUACCUAUGACUGUUAUUAAAACUAGAUACGAAUCAGGAGUGUACAAAUACAACAGUCUCGGUGGUGCACUGAAGGCGAUAUACAAAGCCGAAGGCUUCCGAGGCUUGUCUUGUGGCCUGGGACCCACAUUAGCGAGGGACGCACCCUUCUCUGGGCUCUACCUUAUGUUCUACACGCAGGCGAAACAGGCAAUUCCUAAAGAAUGCCUCCAAUCACCAGCUACGGCCAGUAUAGUGAAUUUCUCGUGCGGAAUUGUCGCCGGUAUAGCAGCGUCCCUCGCCACCAACCCCGCGGACGUGUUGAAGACCAAUAUGCAACUGUACCCGGACAAGUUCCCCAACGCCUUCAGCGCAGCUGUCUAUGUGCAUCAGACUUACGGUAUAAAAGGCUACUUCAAAGGCGCAGUACCAAGAAUGCUGCGCAGAACUCUGAUGGCAGCUAUGGCUUGGACAGUUUUCGAAGAAAUAACGCGUUCAAUAGGUUUGAAAUAGCCACAUAUCAAAUGCACGUUUACGCGUGUUAUUAUAAGUUAAUUGACCCUCGUUAAGUCUAUCACCAUAGAUAGUACCACGUAAAAGUAGGGUAGCAUUGUGACAUUAUCGUAGCUUGAAGAUUUAUGAUUUAAAUUUCACGAACUGCUUCAUCAAGGAUGCCAUAUGCUGGACAUAGGUAUUUUCAAAUUUUUCAAAAUGUUCCACGUAAAGAAAAUAGGUUAGCAUUGUGAUAUUAUUCUAGUUCGAAGAUUUACGAUCAUAAUUUCACGACAUUCUUUUUAUUAUCAUACUAGCUGUUGCUCGCGAUUUCGUCUGCUUUUGAUUUUGUUUUUUUAUGUGGCAUUAAAUUAAACUGUAGUUCUAAAAAAACGUAACGUAAUUUAAAGUAUUCAGUAUCGCUAAGACAAAGAUCUUUUGUAGAGGUUACCUAAUUACCAAAAUCCUGCUUAGUCUUAUUUGGUAACAACUGUCCAACUAGUAAUGUCUAUAUUUUAACCCUGCGUUUUCCGUUGCGUCGACGAUCCGACACCGCGGGACUAGACUGUCCUUCAAUAUUAUUACAAAGAUGGACAGACGUCGUCCACAGCUGGACAGUUGUCUUAUAACAUUUUUCUCACUGUCUUCUGCCGCUUGCCUCGAGCGACCUUAUUUCAUCCAUCCACCAACACAAAUCUCGAAUUUCCAUUCAUCCUAUUGACAUAAUAAUUGAGAAAAUUGUCUAUCUUUCAUCACUGGUAGUAAAAUUUUAAGUUUAAUGGUUAAAUCUUAGUUAGUGAUUUCUUUACAGUUAUUCGUACAUAAAAAUAUUUAUUUCGAAUCAUUAUUAAUUAAUUUAUUCGAAGCAAGUAGCCAAAUCAAACUAGGCUUUGGCUUUUAAGCUAUUUUGUUUUCCCAAGACGUUGAGGAAACAUUUUAUCCAGUUUAAGGAAAUGUUCAAUUGUCUAUAAAUUAAGAAAAAAAUAGAUGUUAUAACAAACAGCUCAAAAAGCAUUAGUUUAUUGGUUAAAGUGUUCCUUAUCUCCAUUGUUUUGUUAUCUAUGUUUGUUAUUUUAUUUUUUAUGUGUAUUUUGGUACUAGUGUGUAGUAUAUAUUUUAUGUUAUCUUAGUAUAAUGUGUUUUUUCUGUUACUCUUAUCGUUAUUUUAAUCAAUGUGUUACUUUUAAAGUAUCAUGUUUAAGUCGCAAGUUGUAUUUAUUUUUUCUAUUAUGGAAUGUACAUUUUGCUAUAAAUUUA
This is a messenger RNA of Pararge aegeria (speckled wood butterfly), 2351 nucleotides long. Its product is annotated as mitochondrial glycine transporter-like. Gene Ontology annotation, molecular function: glycine transmembrane transporter activity. The record is from RefSeq and is a predicted model, not a curated record. NCBI's taxonomy places the organism in Eukaryota, Metazoa, Arthropoda, Insecta, Lepidoptera, Nymphalidae. The coding region runs from base 234 to 1115 and encodes 293 amino acids. The transcript has 7 exons. Gene Ontology annotation, biological process: glycine import into mitochondrion. Gene Ontology annotation, cellular component: mitochondrial inner membrane; mitochondrion.